Molecule: messenger RNA, 3753 nt
Organism: Octodon degus (degu)
Lineage: Eukaryota; Metazoa; Chordata; Mammalia; Rodentia; Octodontidae
Gene: Slco2b1
Product: solute carrier organic anion transporter family member 2B1
Exons: 14
Coding region: 249-2378 (709 amino acids)
Biological process (GO): bile acid and bile salt transport; sodium-independent organic anion transport; transmembrane transport
Cellular component (GO): membrane
Molecular function (GO): bile acid transmembrane transporter activity; protein binding
Source: RefSeq, a predicted model, not a curated record
CAAGGCGGUGAGAGGGGAAGAAGCAAGUGACCCAGGGAGUCAGGCACUUGAGAGGGGUAGGCAGGUUUGAUCAGGACCCCCAACCCUUCCUGGAGGAGGUGGCUGCUGUCCAGGUGGCCCAGGAGACAUCACCUUGGAGCGCCAGCAGCUGCCUGCAGAAUCUUCCCAUCAGACUUGCUUUCUCCCACUGCUCAGCUCCGUGCUCUGAGACUGAAGUGGGGGCUGGAACUCGCUGCGCUCCCACUGUCAUGGGACCCAGGAUAGGACCAGCAAGUGAGGGGCCCCACGUCCCGAACAAGGACACCAAGGCUACAAUGGACACAGAAGACAUCCCUGGAGGCAAAGCCAGCCCACAUCCUCGGAACUCAAGGCCACGUGUGUUCCAGAGCAUCAAGUUCUUCGUCCUGUGCCACAGCCUGCUGCAGCUGGCACAGCUCAUGAUCUCUGGCUACCUCAAGAGUUCCAUCUCAACCAUAGAGAAGCGCUUCGGCCUCUCCAGCCAGACCUCAGGGCUACUGGCCGCCUUCAAUGAGGUGGGUAAUACAACUUUGAUUGUGCUUGUGAGCUACUUUGGUAGCCGAGUGCACCGGCCCCGCAUGAUCGGCUGUGGGGCUGUCCUGGUAGCCCUGGCAGGCCUGCUCAUGAGCCUCCCCCACUUCAUCUCGGAGCCAUACCGCUAUGACCACACCGGCCCUGAGGACACGUCUCAGGACUUGGCAGCUUCCCUGUGCCUGCCCACGACCCCAGCCCUGGCCCCUGACUCCUCCAAUGGCAGCUGCUCCACCUUCACAGAGGUCCGGCAUGUGACUGUGGUGGGCGUCAUGUUUGUGGCACAGACCCUGCUCGGCGUGGGUGGGGUGCCCAUUCAGCCCUUCGGUAUCUCCUACAUCGACGACUUUGCCCACGACAGCAACUCACCCCUCUACCUUGGGAUCCUGUUUGCUGUGACCAUGAUGGGGCCAGGCAUGGCCUACGGGCUGGGCAGCCUCAUGCUGCGGCUCUAUGUGGACAUUGACCGGAUGCCGGAAGGUGGUGUCAGCCUGACCCCGAAAGACCCCCGAUGGGUGGGUGCCUGGUGGCUGGGCUUCCUCAUCUCAGCUGGCAUGGUGGCACUGGCUGCCAGCCCCUACUUCUUCUUCCCCAGGGAGAUGCCCAAGGAGAAGCAUGAGCUUCACUUCUGGCGAAAGGCAGUGGCAGGUGCCACCUCAUCUGUCAGCAAGGUUGAGGACUCUCCCUCUGAACAGAGCCCUGGGGAGUCCUCAAAGAAGCAAGAUAACCCAGCCCAAGUGGCAGCAGACCUCACUGUGAUCCAGUUCAUCAAAGUCUUCCCCAGGGUGCUGCUGCGGACCCUGCGCCAUCCCAUCUUCCUGCUGGUGGUCCUGUCUCAGGUGUGCAUGUCAUCCAUGGUGGCAGGCAUGGCCACCUUCCUGCCCAAGUUCCUGGAGCGCCAGUUCUCAGUCACAGCCUCCUUCGCCAACAUGCUCAUUGGCGGGCUCACCAUCCCCACGGCCAUCGUGGGCAUCGUGGUGGGGAGCAGCCUGGUCAAGCGCCUCCACCUGGGGCCCAUGCGCUGUGCAACCCUUUGCCUGCUUGGGUCACUGCUGGCACUGGUAGUCAGCCUGCCUCUCUUCUUCCUUGGUUGCUCAGCCCACCAGAUCGCAGGCAUCACUCUGCAGCCUGGCACCCAGCCCGGAGUGGAGCCAUUUCCGGGCUGCAUGGCACCCUGCUCCUGCUCCGUGGAUGGCUUUAAUCCCGUCUGUGACCCUGGCGCCGGUGUGGAGUACAUCACACCCUGCCACGCUGGCUGCACAGCCCAGGUUGUCCAGGCGGACCAGGAUAAGAACAAGGUUUUCUAUAGCAACUGUAGCUGCGUAGCUGGGGGAGGCCCUGUGUCUGCCGGCUCCUGCGACUCUGCCUGCAGCCACCUGGUGCUGCCCUUCAUCCUGCUGGUCAGCUUGGGAGCAGCCCUGGCCAGUGUCACCCACACUCCCGCCUUCAUGCUCAUCCUAAGGGGAGUGAAGAAAGAAGACAAGACUUUGGCCGUGGGCAUCCAGUUCAUGCUCCUGAGAGUCUUGGCCUGGAUGCCGAGCCCUGUGAUCCACGGCAGCGCCAUUGACACCACCUGCGUGCACUGGGCCUUGAGCUGUGGGCGUCGCGCUGUCUGCCACUACUAUGACCUUGACCUGCUCCGAAACCGGUUUGUUGGCCUCCAGUUCUUCUUCAAAACUGGUUCUCUGGUGUGCUUCGCCUUGGUUCUGACUGUCCUGAGGCAGCAGAACAAAGAGGAAGAGACCAAGGCAACUGCGUCCAGCCCUGGCCCACAGCAACAACUGCUAAUGUCAGGGCAAGACAAGAAGCCAACGGAUUCCAGUGUGUGAGCUGUACUGGUACUCACCCUGGCCAAGAGUGGCAGGCACAGUGGUAGCUGCUCAGGGUCCCUGCCCAAGACUGAUGUCAGGAACACUGUUCUGCAUCUGGCUCCACCACUAAACUGUGAGGGACUUAGCACACCCCUCUCCCUGGGCCUUUAUUUUCCCAUCAGAACCAACGGCUUGAGGAGGUUGUAUUGAUUGACCACUUCUGAAGCUAGAGGGUCUUCCCAAGUCCUCCCCCAGCAGCCAGCUGACCCCAAAUCGAGUUUUCUUGGCUGGGGCCCUAGGUUAGAGAAAUGGACCAAAGCAGACCAGGCUGUCCUCGAUCUGGCGCACCCUCCCUGAGCCUCAGGUCGCUCCUCUGCAAGGUGGGAGUGAACUCACCAGCUUGCAGGUUCAUUCAGCUGUGACCUGUCCCUUUGGCGCCCCCUGGAGGCUGUGCCCAAAUCUGGCUUUAAAUUAAGAGGAGCCCCACCAAGGAAAAGGAAGCUGGGUUCCCCAUCAGGACGUCCCAGCCUGGCAAAACCCUGGAGUAAAAGCUUGGUAUAGAGCCUUGCCAAGUAACUCCAUGGAGGGAGGGGAGACUCCCUCUUGAACUCAGGAAGUCCCAGCUCAGGCAGCCACAGUUUGGGGGUGAACCCCAGCACCUGCCUUAGAGGCCCUAGAGUGGAAGAGACCCAGCCACACACACGGGCAAUUUUCAACUUCAGAGACGAAACAUAAUUGCUAUCUCUGCAUUGUCAAGAUCUCACACACCUGACAAGGGGCCACUAAAGACUCUAUGACCUUUGUGAAUAGAAUCUAGUUCCCGCUUCUCUUUUCCAAUGCCUAAGUCCCUGGCACAGGUCCUGUGUAGACAGUGUGCAAUGCCAUGAGGUUCAAGUUAGUGAUGACCUCUGGUUCCCAGGGUGCUGCCUGAUCCACUGCUAUGACAGGCCUUGUCUUGUUUUCUUCCCAGUCUUGUCUGUCCUGGAGGGUGUCUCCUAAUCACUCUCAGUUCUAUCCGUCGUCGCCUGUACCCUGGAGCCUGUGCCUUGGGAGGCACCACCCUUUGAGCUAGAGCUGAUGGCACCCUGUGCCCAGCCUUUCUGGGUGAGGGCACGUAUGGCUCUUGGCCUCUGGGAAGUUCCCAGUGCCAGAGUGCUGGGGCUUUCCCGUGUGAAAGAUGAAGGAGCAGAGAGGUCUAAUUCCUAAUGCAUUCUACUGCUUAACUGUAAAUGUUUAACAAAUAUCUGAGCCUGUAUUUGUCAAUACCAAGAAUUUCAAAGUCGCCUCCAACAAGACGUGGUUUCAGUAGGUUUAUAUUCCUUCUCCUUCCUUCUGUUGCCCAGGUUUUGCAGAUAUAAUUUGGAAUUAUAGUUAUGGCUUAUUAUUCAAUUUA